CUUCUUUUUUUUUGGCUUGUUUAUCAGUGCGACGCUCAUUGCCGUCAGUACGUAUUCGACUGCGGUUAACGUCGCAACAGGCCAAACGCAACGGCAGUUGAAAAUAAAAACGCACAUCAGCAGUAAAAUCAGUUAAAAUAACGCGUAGGUGGAUUCGAUACAAUUACAAUCAUAUAAAAAUACUAAAAAAGACACUAGACGAUUAUACGAUCACUUUGAUAAUCGAUAGCUCGCAAUAACAUCAUUACAAACUCAAGUGAGUGAGCAGAAGAGCGCAGAAAAAGGAGCGCAAAAAUUGAACGAGUUGAAAGUAAACUUCAAGUAAAGCUUACAAAAUGUGCAAGUAAUCCACAGACAAGUGAUCAAUAGACAUAAAAUCACAACACAAAGUGUUGAACAGAUAGGAAUAAACGAUAUAAAUAAUUAAUCGAGAUUUGCUUACGCGCCAUAACCUCAAAAACAGGAGAAGCUGCCCCAAAGUUCAAAAAUGGUAUCACACUAUUAUAAUACCCUGCCGUACGCUCAAAAGCACAGUGCUGCCAAUUUGGCAUAUGCCUCGGCAGCCGCCGCAGGUCAGCCAUGGAACUGGACGCCCAACUAUCACACAACACCGAAUCAUCAGUUCCUGGGCGAAGUGGAUUCCCCCCAUGCCGCCCAUCACGCCGCGGCCGCCCAUCAAAUGUACUACAAUCCCCAUCACAUGUUCCAUUCGGCCGCGGCAGCGAGCGCCGGCGAGUGGCAUUCACCUGCCUCCAGUUCGGCAGCGGGCGACAACUUCGGACAAAAUGUUCCCACAUCGGCGCACCAGUUGAUGCAUCAGCAUCAUGCCCACAUCAACAGCGGCCUACCCAGCGGCGGCUCCAGCAGCUCAGCCAGCUCGGGCAGCGGCAGCUCUGCCCCCGUCGUGGGUCCCUCGGCAGGUGGCACACAGCUGAACGAGACAAACGGCAGCAUUGCCACCGAUCCUGUGUCCCAUUCUCAACAACAACAACAGCAACACAUUGCCGAGGGAUUGCCAUCGCCACCGAUCACCGUUUCGGGCAGUGAGAUAUCCAGCCCUGGUGCACCCACGUCCGCCUCGUCGCCACAUCACAUGACCCACCAUUUAAGCGGCGCGGCCAGCAACAAUAACAACAACAACAGCCCCUCUACACACAACAAUAACAACAACAGCAUCACGAGCAAUAACAAUCAUCGCACAUCGCCAGCAAAGGCUCAGUACUACGAUUGGAUGAAGAAGCCAUCGUAUCCGGCACAACCACAACCCGGAAAAACCCGCACCAAGGACAAGUAUCGCGUGGUUUACACAGACUUCCAGCGUCUGGAGCUGGAGAAGGAAUACUGCACGUCUCGGUAUAUAACCAUACGCCGUAAAAGUGAGCUGGCACAAUCGUUGUCACUGUCAGAGCGUCAGGUGAAGAUCUGGUUCCAGAAUCGACGGGCCAAGGAGCGCAAGCAGAACAAGAAGGGCAGCGAUCCCAAUGUGAUGGGAGGCGUACAACAUACGGAUUACAGUCAGCUGUUGGAUGCCAAGACAAAGCUGGAGCCGGGAUUGCAUUUACAGCAUCCGCUGCAUUCGAUGAAUCCCAUGGCUAUGAACCUACCCGCCAUGCGAUUGCAUCCACAUCUGGCCGCCCACAGUCACUCGCUUGCAGCGGCGGCGGCGCAUUCGCAUCAGUUGCAGCACAGCGCCCAAAUGUCCGCUGCGGCAGUGGGCGUGGGCACGCUCUCAAUGUGACAUGACUAUGGAGGCAACAACGUUAACGGCGAGGCAACAACAGCCAGUUAUGGCCACAGCAUCAGCGGUGGCAGCUACAUGCAGCAACUGGAGACCAGCACCAGCUUUGCAACGUGUCCUAGUGAUCUGGCGGUGGAUUUAGCUUAGGCUUUUUUUAAUUGAGGGCGGGUUGGGGGCAACUUUAACUUUGGCAAAACAGUCAGACUGUUUUGUGGAGUUUCCUGUUUCCUGUGCAGCGGCGCCUUUGAAUAUUGCACGUUGUUAAUUUUUGUGAUUGUAUAUUCGUGGUGUUUAACGCUGACGCAUUGCCAGCACCCCCUUUACCCCCAUCCGAUCAACCCACCACCGCAACGAGGUUCCAGUAUGAAAGAUAUAAAUGUUUAAAUAAACCAUGUAAAAUGUAUGUUUUAUUUUAUUUGAUAUUUAAUGUGUAAUUUUUUAUCUGUAUUUUGUCCUUUUUGUAUGUAUUAUGUUUGUUUUUGUUCUAGAUAAUGUUUAAAAUUUAAGUUUUAAUAAUAACAAUUACAACAACAUUUAGCGUUUAAGUGAGAAAAAGCAAACAAAUCAAAAUGAAAUGUAAUUUAAUAUACAUAAAUAAUAAUUUGUAUAGCCGUCCCCGACAUACACACAGCUUCACACAACAACAAAUUAUAAUUACAAUACAUAAAAAUUAGUUCAGUAAACUUUGAGCUUUGGUGCGAUUUGGUUCCACACCCAAACACACACACAGACACACAUGUAAAUAUGUAACACAAAACAAUUUUAACGUUUAUUACUUUAAAACUGUAAUAACAAUUAGUUAGCUACUAGUGUAAUUUGAAUUUAAUGUUAAUAAUUAACUGCAACAACAAA
Molecule: messenger RNA, 2590 nt
Organism: Drosophila innubila
Lineage: Eukaryota; Metazoa; Arthropoda; Insecta; Diptera; Drosophilidae
Gene: cad
Product: homeotic protein caudal
Exons: 2
Coding region: 488-1738 (416 amino acids)
Biological process (GO): cell differentiation; embryo development; anterior/posterior axis specification
Cellular component (GO): nucleus
Molecular function (GO): RNA polymerase II transcription regulatory region sequence-specific DNA binding; DNA-binding transcription factor activity, RNA polymerase II-specific
Source: RefSeq, a predicted model, not a curated record